Messenger RNA from Athalia rosae (coleseed sawfly), 4532 nucleotides. RefSeq lists its product as uncharacterized. Gene Ontology annotation, cellular component: extracellular matrix. Gene Ontology annotation, molecular function: cell adhesion molecule binding. The transcript has 10 exons. Gene Ontology annotation, biological process: extracellular matrix organization; cell adhesion. The record is from RefSeq and is a predicted model, not a curated record. The coding region runs from base 766 to 4005 and encodes 1079 amino acids. NCBI's taxonomy places the organism in Eukaryota, Metazoa, Arthropoda, Insecta, Hymenoptera, Athaliidae.
GGCAACGUAUAAUUGGAUGGUGUUGGCGGAGGUGGCUCUCGCAUUAAUGUGUGAUAGAGAUUGAGAGCAUCGACCAAAUCCGAACUCAAUUGUGUGAGCUGAGCAUGUCGCCUAUCUACUUUCUCCAGAGCUGCGUCUAUUAAUGGACCCAUUGCUGUAACUUGUUCUGCAAAGAAAAGAAACCAGACAACAAAUUUCAUACAUGUGAAUUGCUCGGGUUCCACGGUAAGAUCUGCUGUUACAAAAUUUGAGGGAAAUAAGCCUUCUCCUCUGUGAUUUGUCCCUUUCCACCAAUUUGGGUCUGUGUCAUCCAGAAUGUGAACUACAAUCAAGUUGAAUUAUAGACAACGCUUGGGUUGAGAUUAAAUAGCGAAUCCAACGUAUACGGAAUUCCGCACCAGGAUUGAAAGGGCCAAAUUGCGUUACAGCAGCUUUCGCAGUUCAUCCAGAAUGUAAUCCACAUUCACCUGCACCAGCGGCAGGAGCCGCAACUCUCCCUUCCACGAAUAGAGUUCCCACCACCUGUUAAUGUUGUCUCCGGAGCUGUUUUCUUUUCUUCUCUUCUUGCGGGCUGCACUGCAGGAAGAAGGAGCCGACGCCGUCGCCGUAUUCGUAAUCCGAAAGUGGUAAAACUGAGCCAACUUCUCCAAGAUCGGACAGUCUCACCCCGUCCUUCUUAGUUGCGGUGUUGAUAUCGUGAACUUGUUCCAAAAGUGAAGAGGAAUCAACGAAGCGAUCCUGCGACGACGAUCGGCGAUCAGCAAGAUGGGUAAACGGAAGAGCUGCCUCGACCGGUUGAUUUCGCGAUCCGCCCUCGUUUUCCUUGCCUUUUUAAUUCUUGGUGCGGAAACUGCGAACCCCUCAACGUCACCGUCGGGGCUACAGACGCCGGAAUUCGCAAAACUGCGACCAAGCAAUUCUCAGGUGGAACAGCAGAAGCGUCAACUGUCUCCUGCUGAACAGGCUCAGAUCCUAAGUGAUGUUCAACAACAUCAGUCAAGGUUCAAUAGAGCCAGGCAGCCCCAGCAGUUGGCCUUGCAAAAUUCGCCACCCUUCCAAAGUCUUGCAAAGUACAAAGUGGACCGUGCAAAACAACAGCAACAACUGUUGCAACAGCAGGCAUUCAUCCAGCAGCAGCAACUGAAAGGAAAUCAACAAUUGGGUCAAAACUUUUUUGAAACUGCCCAAACCCAGUAUCAACCCCAAUCGGUAGAAUUCCAACGACAGAAUCUGUUCGGUCAGGAUCCUCUUCAGCAACAGUUCAAUCAAUAUCAAAGAUUACCAGUUAACAAAUUCCAAAAUCCACAACCGCAGCUUGGCUUGAAUCAACAAAUUUUCAGUGAAGAGCAAAACAUCCAGCUGCAGAACUACUUUGAAAAGCAGAAACAACUCGAAAUCCUACAACGACAGAGGGAACAAUUAUUGGCGGAACAGCAAGAACUCAGAAGACAACAGGAAUUUUUGCGCCUUCAACAGCUUCAGCAAUUAACGACAACGACAACUACGACCACCCCAGCUCCCGUACAGACAACAUUUUCGCCCUUGCUUCUAUCCUCGCCAAGUGCAAGGAAAAUUACUCUGGCCGAAAGCGAUCUUUUCCUUAAAGCAAUCGCCAGUCAUCAAAAGAAAUUUUCUACCACAACCAGCAUUCCUCAUGUUACAACCACAACGCCAGCACCAACUACACCAAGUUCAACGACAGCUAGAUCUGUGGGAACUCGUAAUAGAAUUAUUACUGACAAACAAGAAAUACCUAAGGAUAUUUUGUCCCUCAUAGAAGCACAGGAGUCACAAAGCAGUUCCAGUCUUUUGGGAAAUGGUAAAUCCAAACCACAGAUACAGAUCAUUUAUCAGACAGAGAAACCUGCAACUCCAAACAGGCAAAAAUCUUCAUCAAAGACCAAGUCUUCUCAAACCUCUAGCCAGAGAGAUGCACUCCUCAAGCAGUUGAAACUUGCACUUCUUCAGUCCCCCGCUGAUGAUGUUGCUAAGAAUCUUUCAACCAGGGAUAUAAUUCUCCCGAAUGGAAAAACUGUUCAAGUUAUUCGUGCUCCGAAUAGUUUGCCUUCCGCGGGUUCUGACCUACCCUCAGAAUCCAUUCAGGAAUUGUUCAAGGAAAGUCAGCCAGCUACUACAAGCAUCAGACCACCGAAUGCAAUCCUUGAGGAAUUGACGAAAGGCGUUGUUCCCCCAGGCACAGAUUUUGAAAUAUUGAGACACAAGCAUGAUGGAAACUUGGAGGAGGUUGGUACAGGUCCCUUGGAGAACUCACCAGCUAAAAAGGUCACUUUUGUUGUUCUCGAAGAACAGCCAGAUGGGAGCUACAAAGUUCAAGGGGUCAAGGGUAAUGCUGAUAAAGAGAAUGGUAGCAACGUCGAAUCUAUAGUAGAAAGAAUAAAAAGUGGAGAACUCAAACUACCUCCCUCUUCAUUGAAGCCUUCGUCAGCUGCCUCUGCUAUCAGUGAAUCAAAAGAUACAAGUAAAGGAAUUUCAUCAAGUUCUAAAACUUCUGGAAUUUCUGCUGUUUCGACAAAAACUGCAACUACUAUCACAAGAGCCCCUUCCACCACAACUUUCAGACCUCGUGCUUCUCCUGAAACUGCAAGGAACAUAGAUUUCAGUAAAUCUUCCAAUGAUUACUUUCCAUUUGUCACCGUAUCCUCUGCCGGAGCAUCUGCUGAUGAGAGGUAUGUGACUGCAGCCACAACAGCAUCCAGUCACAGUUACAACUCUUUUGGAAGCACUCCAAAGUCUCAGGUCCAUCAAAAUCCAUCCUACACUUCCGUGGCUACAAAGCAUCCCAGUCCUACAAGAGGCUACUUUAUUCCAACAAUGGCUCCUGUUAGUGAAAUUGUUACUCAGUAUCAGACAACAACCACCACUCCUUCUCCAACUACGAUAUUCCCAGAAUAUUCCAGUACUGUAUUUCCCAGUCCCACCACAUAUUCCCAUUUUGGAACAAGGACUCCGGUAUUUCCUACAUCUAGAUCAGUCUCUGGCACACCAGGAGCAAAUAUUAUUUAUCAAGAAAAUUACCAAAAGGCGAACUCAGACCUUGCUUCCACCACCCAUGACACAGUGACACCAUCGACUUCCGAUUUUACUGGUGAUAAUCUUGUUCGGAUUCUAAAACGGCAGGGGCUUUACGCAAUGGCUAGAUUUCUAGGACAAUCUGGACUUGACAAUGUUCUCAACGACACUGGUCCCUACACGAUAUUCGCUCCGACCGACAAAGCCUUCAGAGCUUUAUUGGUGCAGCUUGGAGGGCCGGAGAAAGCUGAACAAAAAUUUCGAGAGAACCCACGACUUUUAAGCGGGCUUCUGUUGCACCACGUUAUUCCUGGGGCUUUUAGAAUCGAUUCGCUCCAGGAUGAGAUGACAGGUGUCAGUCUAGCUGGAACCCAACUUAGAGUGAACGUCUAUGCCAUGCAAGAUAUUGAAUGGAACGAUGUGCGGGUUCCAAUUAAUUAUAAAUACUUCAAGGUGACAACCAUCAACGGAGCCCGGGUUUUACCUGACAAACAGGAUAUUGAAAUCCCUCAGGGUAUCGCCCAUGCAGUUGACCGUGUUAUGUUUCCCUUACCCGUUGGAGAUUUGGUGCAAACUCUACAAGCAGAUCGGGAACGUCGUUUCACCAUCUUUCUCAGAGCACUGCAUGCCUCUGGUUUGGAAGAAACUCUGUCUGGCUCAAAAACUUUCACGAUAUUUGCUCCAACGGAUACUGCAUUCAUGAUCGCAUCUGCUUCUCCAAACGGAAGUCCCCCAUGGCUUGACGAUGAAGAUAAUCAAGAAGCAGCGAAAGCUAUAGUCGCAAAACAUAUCAUUCCCACAACCCUGUUUACCUCAGGUAUGAGGUAUUAUCAACAAAAGGAGACUCUCCAUUCCGACGUGCCUCUCCACAUUCAUAAAAAUUCUGGUCGGAUAAAGGUCAAUAAUGCACAGGUCAUUACUUACAACAUUCCAGCAACAAACGGAGUAAUACAUGCGAUAGAUUCAUUGGUGUAGGAAUUUUUGGUAAGCCAUUUUAGUGGACAUUCUUCUUCUUCUUCAAAAAACUGAAUUAUAUAUGAAGCAUAUUUUGCAACAAUUGAUUGCAGAAAAUGACAAAAAAAAAAGAUCCCUUAGCAUAGUAACUAAUGGAUUGAAAUAACGUUCGAUACGAUCCGUCCACCUGCGUCAGCUGCUGACUACUGUCGCUUUAAUUUAUUCGAUACCAAUUUUCUGGUUGAAUAUACCGAUAAGUUUCAUUUUAGAUUUGAAUAACUAGGUCACGGAAUCGCCGAGUGAACCAACACGAAUAUGCCAUAAGUGUUACUCAAAUCUCCAUUCAAUAAUUUUCAUCACUUGGGAAAUAUAAAUCGACAAAAAAUAUCAUAAUUAAGUUAAAUAACUUAUAAUAUUACACAGGUGCUCGUCUGCUUUCAAAAGUAAACGCUGAAUAACUAUUCAGCAAUGUGCGCCUUUGUUGAUUUAACGUGUAUAGUAGGACGUAUUAAUUUUUUUAAAAUAUAUGUACAGAACUUUUUCAAUAA